UUGCAACCUUAUUUCCCUUGCCAUCCGUUUUGCUACCAUUUGUCUGGCUACUGCUGCCGUCACUGCCGACAUGGCUUCCAAAAGCGACAUUGGUAAGAUGCCACGUCAACUGGCCACGUCAGCAGACCACGUCGGCAGGACAUAUCAGCAGGACACGUCAGAAGAGGACAUCCACAGCCUCGACGACAUAGUUCAGCAACACAAACGAGCGUUAGACAGCCGCCUCCAGCAGCUGGAACAAACCAUCGCCGCCCCCGUUGCCAGCUCCUCCAACACCUCUGAUCGCCUCGAGGCUUUGAAGAUUGACGUCGGAUCCCUCAAGGACGGCGUGCAGUUACAGCACACCGCGACACAACAGUUGGAGCAGCGCAUCUGUGCUGCAGCCGCCAACCCAAAUUCGGGACAGUGGGAGUCAACUCCGAAGUUUGAUGGUCAAGAGAUCUUCUGCGAUUCGACGAAGACGGACCCGAUUCCAUGGUUCCACAAGUUUGAACUCACGAUGCAGCUCCAUCUCGUCAGCGAAUACAAGCACCACGCGUACUUAUACUCCCGGUCGGGAGGCGCAUGUCAAGCCUGGAUGGACAAUCUCUUGUCCAAGUACGGGGUGGUCGCUGCAGAGUUGCACACCAAGAUCAGUUGGGAUGAUCUAAAGGCGACGUGGCAUAAGCGGUUCCAAGUAGAGCCGUCGAAGAUCAAGGCAAUGAACAAGCUCAUGGUCUUCGAACAAGGCACGCUGCCGAGUACUAACUGGAUUGCCAAGUACCAACGCUUGACAUCCGUCCCAAACAUUCAAAUGGGCUUCAAAGCCAUCCGACACUAUUUUAUCUCAAGGUCGUGUCCGACAUUGAGCAAUGCCUUGACUCACGUCGAGGACACAUUGACAACAAUGGCGGAACUAUUUGACAAGGCCGCGCAGAUUAUUGUCACGAACAAGGAGGCUAAGAACCUGCGUUCGUCUGCGGCAGGCCCGAGCAGAGAUCAGCAUCGACCGAAAGUGGCCGUGGUCGCGGCGGCAACUCCUGGCCUGCCCGUUGAAAGGCAAGGGCAAAUCGGAAAAUUGAGCACCGCCGAGAGUGACUCGACGACACUCUCGACGCCUUCGAAACCGGUCACUUCGCGGGUGACCGUCCUUCGUUCCGAGGCAUAUGCGGAAGUCGAUAGUCCUCCUCUUCUUUAUUCUUUUGAGGACUAUGCUGCCCGGCUCGUUCCUACGCUGGGUACUCAUGCUCAAGGACAAGACGUGUGUGCAGCAUCUUCUUCGUCCGACAACGGCAACUUAUCGUCUUCAAGUGGUUCUUCAUGGGAUUUGGCGUGCAAGUUCAAUAUAGAAGUAUUGGACCCGCUCAUGUCCGAGGAUUUCACAUGGCUUCCUCUCCCAACCACGGGCCGCUUGCCGGGACCGCAAUGCACAGCACUAUGCGCUCAUCUUCGCACGUACUUAUCCUUCUAUGCACCACCAACUUCGUCGACGGAUGACGAAGUCGCGGUGGGGGACAUCCUUGCGUAUGUUACCAAGGUGACCCGCGAGUUUCACAAUCAGCGGUACGACGACAACAACGCACCGCUCCUCUACGUCCGCAUCCAAGUUGGGCAAACGUCCUGCAGCGCUUUGCUGGAUAGCGACACGUCUCGCAAUUUUAUGAGCCAAGCCUUUAUGCAAUGGGCUGGCCUUAGCACACAAGUUCGAAGGAAGGCAAACCCGACGACAAUCAAGUUGGCGGACGGAAGGAUGCAGCAACUUAUCGACCUCUACAUCGAGGCCGUACCGGUGUAUUUCGCACCUCAUGCAUGUGAACCGGUGACGUUCGACAUUUUGAACACGGACUUUGACGUUAUUUUGGGAAUGCCUUGGCUUGCACGUGCGGAUCACACGGUCAACUUCCACCGGCGGACUCUUACCGUUCGCGAUGCCUUCGACGCCGAAGGGUCGUGUACUAUUCCUCUUCCGCACCCUUCGAUUCAGUGCCAAGUGGUGACGGCCAAGUCAUUCCGGGUUACUUGUGCUUAUGAGCAGCUCGACGAAAUCGGCCUAUGUUUCAUACGAACUGUCGCGGUAGCCGACUCUUCACCCACGGACUUGUCUUCGGACCCCCGUGUGUUGUGGUUGCUUGACGAGUUCGCCGACAUCUUCGAGUCACCUACCGGUGUGGUGCCGGAUCGGCCAAUUUCUCACGAGAUCAUUCUCGAGGCCGGUGUUGUGCCGCCGAAAGGUUGCAUUUAUCCCAUGAGCGAGGAGGAGCUUACGGUCCUUCGCGCGCAACUCGAUGAUUUGUUGGACAAGGGCUGGAUCCGCCCUAGUAGCUCUCCAUACGGAGCGCUAGUUCUCUUCGUACGGAAGAAGAACAAAUAUCUACGAUUGUGUAUCGACUACCGCAAGCUCAGCGCGCAAACCGCCAAGAAUGCGGCCUCUUCCUCGCAUUGACGAUCUUCUUGAGCGAUUGGGCGGCGCAAAGUAUUUUUCUAAGUUGCAUUUGAAGUCAGGAUAUCAUCAAAUCUCGAUCCGACCGAACGAUCGUAACAAAUCUGCGUUCAAGAC
Molecule: messenger RNA, 2536 nt
Organism: Chara braunii
Lineage: Eukaryota; Viridiplantae; Streptophyta; Charophyceae; Charales; Characeae
Source: the annotation of a GenBank genome assembly